Globicephala melas (long-finned pilot whale) is the source of this 3225-nucleotide messenger RNA. Lineage: Eukaryota; Metazoa; Chordata; Mammalia; Artiodactyla; Delphinidae. The record is from RefSeq and is a predicted model, not a curated record.
GGGCUGGGCAUCUCUCCCGCCCUCUCCAGAGUCGACUGAAGUUUCCGAGGAGCCUUCUCUAGCUGGGCUGGACACACCUUUCAAAAGACCCCAAAGCGUGCUCCUUGCACCUUAAAUGCUCCUUUCCCUUGAAUCUUCCUCCUGCCCCUCUCCCUGACUUCCCUCCUCCCAUCUACAAGAUUCAGCCUCUCCCCAAGGGGCUUGAGCAUCCUCGAGGUUUCCCACCCUUGACCGCUCCAUCCCCGGAUGGAGCCAGAGAAAUGUGGUGGGGGGGCCGGGGCCAGAGUUUCAACGUCACCCCCCAGAAGGAGGAGCCAGAGAUGGGGGGGAGCAGAUCCUAGCAUGGGCCCCAGGGGUGAGGAAAGGGUUGGAACCUGAACUGCCUGGAACCCUGAUCUGCAGCAACCUGAGGGUCACCUUCCAGCCCUGUGGAUGGCAGCGGAGUGAGUGAAUGGCCUGUCCCGAGUCCAGCUCCUCCGUCCAGGGUCCCUGCUUAAAUUUAUCCCUGAGGAGAUUCUGAUUCAUGGCCAAGACUUCCGGCUACUCAGAGUUGGUUUUGAGGCUGGAGGACUAGAGCCACAGGCCUUUCAGGUAAGCGGCCUCCAGCCCAAGGACCCCUCUUCCCCUUAGAACCUUGGCAUCCUUUCCCUGGAAAUUCCCAAUAGUCCCCUGUCUCCCAAGAUCCCUCUCAUCAUUCUCUCUGCUUCUCUUCUCAAGGAGUGACUAAAAUGAUAGUAUAAUGAGAGUAAAGGCCUGAAUUCUAGCCCAGCUCUGCCAAUUAUCAGGAGUGUAACUGCGGACAAGUUUCUUCCUUUGAAAAACAGGGAGGGUUGCAUAAGAUUAUCCCCAAGAUUCCUCCCAGAAUUACCAUUCUGUCAUUCUCUGGUCCUAAAUGUGUUCCCCUGACUCCAGUCCCCAUGACCUGUGGAAGCUCCCUUCGUUAGGGAUUGUCUUCGCUUUUCUUCUCUAUUGGCAGCAAAGACAGUGGAGCAACACAUGAGCCCUAUUUCCUUCUUUUCACUUCAGUCUGAGACAAAGGAUGGGAUGUCCUUUCUUCUACAGGUGACCAUGGCCAUUGUCCAAGCCAGAGCUCAGAACAGUCAAGCCCAACAGUAUGCAGGGAUAACCCUGAGCAAGGCUGGCCAGAGUUCUGGUUCCAGAAAACCACCUAUUCCCCUCUUGGAGACAUCAGAAGACUGGGAGAUUGAGCGAAAAAAGCAGGGGGCCAGGGGCUGGAGGGUCAGCACUGUCAACGAGAGGUUCGACGUAGCCACCAGCCUCCCCCGUUACUUCUGGGUCCCUAACCGAACUCUGGACAGUGAGGUCAGGAGAGCAUUUGGCCACUUCCAUCAGAGCCGUGGACCGGUCAGUGUGAGGCGCCUGUCCUGGCAUCACCCUGGGGGUAGUGAUCUUCUCCGCUGUGGUGGCUUCUAUACAGCCAGUGACCCCAACAAGGAUGAUAUCAGAGUAGUGGAGUCGAUGCUCCAGGCUGGGCAUUCAGACGUUGUCCUGGUAGACACUAUGGAUGAGCUCCCCAGUCUUGCAGACGUCCAACUUGCCCACCUGAGGCUGAGGGCCCUCUGCCUGCCUGAUUCAUCUGUGGCUGAGGAUAAAUGGCUCUCAGCUCUGGAUGGAACACGAUGGUUGGACUACGUCAGGUCUUGUCUUCGAAAGGCUAGUGACAUCUCAGUCUUAGUGACAUCCAGGGUUCGCUCUGUAGUACUUCAAGAGCGCGGUGAUCGUGAUUUCAAUGGCCUCCUCUCUUCACUCGUCCAGCUGCUUUCAGCCCCUGAAGCCCGGACACUGCUUGGCUUCCAAUCACUAGUGCAGCGAGAGUGGGUGGCAGCUGGACAUCCUUUCCUGACCCGACUUGGGGGAACUGGGGCCAGUGAAGAGGCCCCAGUGUUUCUCCUCUUCCUUGAUUGCGUCUGGCAGCUCCUCCAGCAGUCUCCAGCUGAGUUUGAAUUUUCUGAGUUCUUCCUUCUUGCUCUUCAUGACAGCGUCAGGGUUCCUGACACCCUUACAUUCUUGAGAGACACUCCCUGGGAGCGUGGAAAGCAGAGUGGACAGUUCAACACCUAUACACAAGUCUAUACUGCAGGGUACUCCCAGCCCCCAGCUGGGAACUCUGUUAACCCACAGCUAUCUGUCUGGGACUGGGACUUACGCUACAGCAAGGAACAGAUACUACAGUUCCAUAAUCUUGGCUAUGACCCAGAACACUGCCCAGAUUCAUGGCUCCCUAGACAGCAGCCAAGCUUCAUGGUUCCUGGGCCCCCCAGUUCCGUGUGGCUCUUCUCUAGAGGGGCCCUGACCCCCUUGAAUCAGCUCUGUCCUUGGCGGGACAGUCCCUCCCUGCUGGCAGUCUCUUCUCGUUGGCUCCCUCGACCUGCUAUCUCCUCUGAAAGCCUGGCUGAUCAGGAGUGGGGGCUCCCCUCACAUUGGGGAGCUUGCCCUUUACCCCCAGGGCUGCUGCUGCCUGGAUAUCUGGGACCCCAAAUCAGGCUCUGGAGACGCUGCUACCUGAGGGGAAGGCCUGAGGUCCAGAUGGGACUCUCAGCUCCCACGAUCUCUGGCCUUCAGGCUGAGCUAGCCCAUCUUCAGGAGUUAUUAAGGAAAUGGACACCAAGAAUAUCUCCUGAGGAUCACUCCAAGAAAAGAAAUCCAAAUACCAUUAUGUCCCAGUCCCGUUGAAAUUGCUGGCUUUCUCAUGGGCAGGGCAGCGGGUGGUCUGGGGUGAGGGAGAGUUUUGUCUAAUCCUUCAAUUUUCUUACCUGGUCUUGCUGCCUCAGCUUUCAUACGCCAGCCCUUAAACAAGCUCACUGACUUGAGUUUCCAUUGCAGAUGGGUGGUGCUGACCUUAUCCAACUCUUACUCUGCCCUGUUUGGUUUAAAUAGUUUCUUGUGAUUUGAAGAAUUAAGAAACGAAAACAAACAAAAACAAUCCAGAAUAUGAUCGCAUCCUUUUUUCAGGGCAAUGCCAUCCCUUUUGGAUGGAAAUUUUGGAUACUGAGCUGGUAAAUUGUGAGAUCAGAGAUACCAUUUAUCAGUGUCAACAAGAUGGCCUACAGACCUCCUUCUCACCUCCUCUUGCUGUUCCUGUAAUUCCGAUUUCUACUUCUUCCUUUACAGUUUUCCAUGGGUAUGGGAGACACCCUGUCUCUUCCAAUUGUAUAUUUUUGUCGUGACAUUUCUAUUUAAGGAGUUCAUUAAAGCACAAUAUUU